AUGGAUAACUCUCCAAUUACAGUCUCAGAUGAUGAAGAAUCUCAAUCAUUACCAAACCAUGGUAAUGAAUUGGCGAAUGGAACGAGCAAGGAUUAUGAUCAGAUGGAUUCUGAUUAUACGCCUGCUCCGAGAUUUUUGUUAGUUGAUAAAUCCUCUGGAAAAGAUAUAAAAAAGGUCCAAAAAACUCGGAAAAAACGUUACACUGCAAGCAAGGAUUUUUUAGACUCCAUUCCUUUUUGGGUAAAUUCUCCAAAGGAUGUAAGAGACAUACCUUCACAUAUAAAAAUGAUAUGUGAAAGGCUUAUACAUGUAGAAAAACAAAUUAAAAAAUUUUGCAUAGAGCGCCAAGGACUAUUGUCAACCCUUUGGAAGCUCGGAGGUGAUGGUUAUAUUAACUUGUUUCCGGAUCCAGUUUUAAAGUCGUUAACCUUUUACGGCGUUAGUAAUGGUUCGGAAGAAAAUGAUAUAUAUAAUGAUGAAAAGGAUAGCCUAGACUCGGAAAUUGAGGAUAAGCUAAACUACAACAAUUUGUAUUCCUCUAAAUUAGAAAAUGGUGAUCUCAAAAUGUGGAAAUCCACCUGGAUGACUAAUGAGUCAGAGGCAUCACCUAUUAAAACUCCUACCCAAACACCUACUCAAAUCCCAACCAUUAAAACAUUCGUGUCAAACUACAUUAAAUCCUGUGGAAGCUCAAGUGAAUUCGGAAUUUCUACAGGAAUGAACGAUAGCAAGAAGAGCUCAUAUACCAAUGAGUCAAACGGAAGCAGAGACUCAGAAGAAUAUGAAAGAGAACCCAUCGAAUUUUUCAAAAAUCUCGAUUUCUCGAAGUUAAAUGAAGCGGAUAUGGAAGCAUGGAGGAAAUUUUUCGGACUUAAAGUUUACAAUUAUAUAAAAAUGGAGGAUGAAGAAAUGGUUAAAGAGUUGGUCAAAAUUAGGGAACAUUUGUUGUCAUUUAUCGAUGUGUGA
This is a messenger RNA of Theileria annulata, 966 nucleotides long. RefSeq lists its product as uncharacterized. The record is from RefSeq and is a predicted model, not a curated record. Lineage: Eukaryota; Apicomplexa; Aconoidasida; Piroplasmida; Theileriidae. The coding region runs from base 1 to 966 and encodes 321 amino acids. The transcript has 2 exons.